AUGCGCGUUUUCGUCACGGGCGCGACCGGCUUCGUCGGUACGGCCGUCGUCAAUGAGCUGCUCUCCGCAGGACACAAAGUCCUCGGCCUAAGUCGUAGCGACAAGGGAGUUGAGCAGCUGAAGAGCCAAGGCGCCGAGGCCCUGUACGGCACCAUCGAAGACUUGGAAAUCCUCAACAAGGGAGCCUCUGAAUGUGAUGCCGUUAUCCACCUAGCCUUUGUCCACAACUUUGCCGACUUCAUCGGCUCAUGCGCCACAGACAGGGCCGCUAUUACUGCUCUAGGCUCCGCCCUAGCUGCCGCGGGCGGCGGCCGCGCCCUGGUAAUUACAUCGGGUACCAUGAUGCUGGCCCCCGGAAAGCUUGGGGAUGAGGACGAUAAAGUCGAUACGACCAACCCCAUGGCUGCAGCGCGUGGCGCCUCAGAGACGGUGUGCCUCGACUUCGCUAAGCAGGGAGUGCGCGCCAGCGUUGUACGCCUACCGCCGUCCACUCACGGCCCUGGACUUUCGGGCUUUGCGGGACAGUUGGUUGCCAUGGCGCAGCAGAAGGGUGUCUCUGUGUACAUCGGCGACGGCCAGAACCACUGGUCCGCAGGUCAUCGCGACGACGCGGCCAAGAUUUACCGGUUGGCAGUGGAGAAGGCUAGGCCCGGGUCUGUCUUCCAUGCGGUGGCCGAGGAGGGUGUACCGCUGAAGGAUCUCGCGAUCGAGAUUGGGAAGCAGCUGGAUAUCCCCGUUGUCAGCCUCCCGCCCGAGAAAGCAGAGGACCAUUUCGGCCGACUUCAAUUCCCUCUGAGGGCCGACAACCUAGCGUCGAGCGCAAAGACGAGAGAGCGGUUGGGAUGGACUCCAACAGGCCCAACAUUGAUAGGAGAUGUCCCGGUCAUUAUCGAUUUUCUGAAAUCUCGGGCAGCUUAA
Messenger RNA from Capronia epimyces CBS 606.96, 918 nucleotides. Its product is annotated as alcohol dehydrogenase. The record is from RefSeq and is a predicted model, not a curated record. NCBI's taxonomy places the organism in Eukaryota, Fungi, Ascomycota, Eurotiomycetes, Chaetothyriales, Herpotrichiellaceae. The transcript has a single exon. The coding region runs from base 1 to 918 and encodes 305 amino acids.